AUGGAGCAAAAGUUUAAUAAGCUAUUCAAUUCCCUUAACAUAAACAAUAAGAUUGGUUUCGGCCCUAGCGAAACCGAUCAUCCGCAAAUUGGCUUCAAAGUCACGUACAGCGAAAAUGAAAAAGUGCUCAGAAUUAAAGUUAUUGGUGCCAGGAAAUUGCCCGCAGUCUAUGGAAGUAUCAAGCCUAAAGGAUAUCUUGUCAAGGUAACAGUUUUCCCAGAAAAAGAAAAAUUCGAAACAAAAAUCGUAGUCAACCCAACCCCAAUAUUCAACGAAGAAUUCAUUUUUCCCCUAACAUCCCCCUAUACGAGCCGAUCUGAUCCCCUAAAAGGCAAAUUCAUAUCUUUCACAAUCUACGCCAACUUGGAGGACGAACAAGAAACCUCAGGAACGACGCCAAAACACGUACUGAAAAGAUUUUUUUCCUUCAAUGAGAACAACACCGAUCUAGUUGAGUUGAGAAAAAAGUCGGUGAGGACUUCCGGUAGGAAGAGUUACAGGAAUUCUUUGAAUAAUAGGAGGACGGUCGGAGCUGUAACGUAUUAUUUGGACAGUAAGGUUUUUACGCAGAAUAUUUCUGGAAAAGAGGUUAGUACUCCCGAUAUAUGGAGGACUGUUAAGGAUAUUACUGGUGGAACUAUUGCAGCAACAAGGGAUGGAAACAAAGGCAGUGUAGAAAUAAGUCUUCAAUACGCAGUAAGUGAAGAUGGAAAUAAUGAUGUUGUGGAAAUCAGUGUAACAAAAUUCAGAUGUAGUGUACAGACAAUGCAGGAUCACGAAAAAGUUGGAGGUCAAUUAUACAUCAAAAUAACAGCAUUCGAGCGGGAAGAUCUGGUGCAAAAAAUGAAAAGCGACAAAUUUGAGCCCACGAUAAGUCUAAAGCUAGACGAAUCCACUUCUACACUUAGAGCGACUGUGACGCAGUAUAAUUUAAAUUACGUUAAAAUUUUAGUGAGGCUUAUCUCGAGAAACAUGGUUGGGAAGAAAGAAGUGCUGGGGAAAAUUGAAAUCGACAAAAACAGCGAGGUUUGGAAGGAAAUAGUUUCCAAACCGUCGGAAAAAAUUACCAGAAUGAUGAAUUUACAGUAA
Brassicogethes aeneus is the source of this 1089-nucleotide messenger RNA. Lineage: Eukaryota; Metazoa; Arthropoda; Insecta; Coleoptera; Nitidulidae. The record is from the annotation of a GenBank genome assembly.